Messenger RNA from Didymodactylos carnosus, 1362 nucleotides. The record is from the annotation of a GenBank genome assembly. Lineage: Eukaryota; Metazoa; Rotifera; Eurotatoria; Philodinida; Philodinidae.
AUGGGAAAUUGUACCGGCACAAUUGGAGAACAAGAUCACAAGCGAAACAUAGUAGAAAAAUCACAAAGGCACUCCCACAUAUCCUACCGAGAGCAUAAUCAACAGAUACAACAACGGCGUUCGACAACAAGAGAAAAAUUUGAUAAUACUGAAUGGCUUAAUGUGACAAAUUUAAAACCAAAUGAAAUGGAUUACGUAAAUCAUUGUCCUCCCCAAUCAUCCGAUCAAAAUCUAUCCAAUAAAGUUCAUGGAUCAAUGAUGGGCAUGGCUAUAGGGGAUGCUCUCGGAGCAUCUGUUGAAUUUCGUCCACGUGAGUAUUUAGAACAAAAUCCAAUUACAAAUCUGCAAGGUGGUGGUACGUGGGGCUUGAAAGCGGGUCAAUGGACAGAUGAUACAUCAAUGGCAUUGUGUUUAGCCGCAAGUUUAAUAUGUCAACAUGGAUUUAGUGCCUAUGAUCAACUGGUUCGUUAUAAAUGGUGGUGGCGUAAAGGUUAUAUGUCAUCAACUGGUCAUUGUUUCGAUAUUGGUAAAUCAACAAAACAAGCUUUAGAUGUAUUUGUUCGUAGACAACACGAGUAUAAUCAAGAUUUUACAACUCUUGAUUUACAAGAACCUGAAGGGUUUAACACACAAUGUAGCCAACCCGAUCGACAAUCCAAUGGUUGUUUAAUGCGUUUAGCACCAAUAGCUCUGUUCUUUCACCGAGACGCUAAAGAUGCUGUGUAUUAUGCCGGGGAGAGUGCACGUACAACACAUGGACAUCAAAUAGCGAUUGAUUCAUGUAGAUUGUAUGCUGCACUUAUAUGUGCCGCAUUGAACGGUGAAAAGAAGAAUGAGAUUUUACAUCGGAAUUUCUACCAAAAUCAUAUACAGUGGUUUGGCAGUAAACCACUUGACCAGGAAGUAUCUAAUAUUAUGAAAAACACAACAUAUCAACGUAAAGGUGGUUAUAAUGAUGGAAUAAGAGGUAGUGCACUUUGUAUCCAGUCACUUCAGGCAGCAUUAUGGGCAUUUUGGUCUGAUAAAAAUUCAUAUGAAAGCGGAGUGCUCGAAUGUGUUAAUUUAGGUGAUGACACAGAUACAACAGCAGCGAUCUAUGGUCAAUUGGCUGGGGCUUACUAUGGAUACAAACAGUUACCACCACAGUGGUUAGAACAAAUCUAUGCUCGAGAAUUUAUAAAAACAAUAUCAGACUGGUAUGAGUCAAGCAAGUUACCCACAGUCGUAUCCGUGCACAUUACUAAUUACCAUACGAAAAUUGGUUCAAGGUGCGCGACAGCGCAGCAUGACGCUGUUUUAAUUAAACUGCGUUCAAUUUAUGCUAUGCUCGUGGCGGUCUUUGAUGUUGGUUUUGACCGUUGA